CUUGCUCUUCCGGCUAGCCUGCGUAACAAGCGUUCCCGUACAAAGCUAAAGCUUUUCCGCAUUCUGACCGCGCGUAAAUUGGAGCGAGAGCAAAAACUCGACGAAGCGGGGGAUGGUCGAGUUUUUGCUCUCGCUCGCAGGGUAUUUUCCGGCUGACUGACUCAAAUGAUGCAAUAGGCGAGCGGUCGCUCAGGACUCGUUACCAAUCCGCGCUUUAAAAUGGCGACUUCUUGUUCGAUGGGUUGUUGUGGCUGCAACGAGGAUUAAACAUGUGGUGAUUUCAGUCUUGCUUCCAGAUUGACUGCACUGAGAUUUGAAUACAGUCUCAAGAAACGAAUACAGAGGACGUUCUGCUGGACUUUACAAGAAGUACUCAGUAAUUAGGCCUACGAUCUAUGAAAUGAGGGCCCUGUCCAUGUUUGCAAGGUUACAUUUCUUACGACAUUGUCGUCUCUCUCCUUUGUUUUCUUCAUGCACUUUUAAAGAGUUCAAAAACUUGUCCCAGACUUCAUGGUCAUCACUCAAGGUUCUAAAACAAAGAGAAUUUCGCAGCUACUUUUUAAGACCAUCAGUUCACGACUUUUCUUCUCAACCGCGCCCGUCUGAAGAUGAUAUUAAACUCAACAAGGUAAUAUUGUCACUUAAAACAGUCAAAGAACAACUUGAGUUGUUUGGGAGUAUCAAGAGUUCAGCUAGCAUUGUGAACAGAGUGACCAUGCUUCAUAGCAUUGCCAAGAUCACCGGAAGAGAUGGAAAUCAGAGGCGGGUUUUGGAACAAGAAAAAGGCAAGUCAAGACAAGCGUUUAACAGUGCAUACCUGGCAUUGCUGGACAGCAUCUCCAAAGACAUUGCCAAAUGCAAACCCUGGGAUCUUGCAAAUGUGAUUUGGGCUUUGGGAAAAGUUCAAGAGAAAGAUCACGAGCUAGUUCAAGUUUGCGAGAGGGUGAUUCUGUCUCGUGACAUCACAGCCUUUGACAAGGUAAAUAUUACCCAGAUUGCAAAUGGAUGCAUAAACCUGGACUUGACAGCUACAGAAAUAUCUUUCACGUUACAAGAAUCCAUUCGUAACGGUCAGUUGAAAAUUGCUAACUUCGACAAUCAGUUACUUUCUUCCAUGUUGAUGUUGUUUGCCAAGUCAGAUGGCUGUGCUGUUGAACUGUUUGACAUUUUCUUGAAAGAAAUUCUAUCAAGAGACUUCUUGUUGAUGAGCAGCAGUGACUUGGCUCUCUUUGUGUGGUCCUUUGCUAAGAAGGAGUUGAAGGCAGACACGUUGUUUGACAAGGUGGAAGAAGAAAUUCUGAGACGAGGAACAGCUAACUUGAAGAGGCGUGAUAUAUUUCAGAUACUCUGGGCAUUUGGCAUGUCAAAGAAAGGGGGCAAGCAGCUAUUCAAUACUCUGGACAAUGACAUUGUCGUCAAAGGAAAAGAGGGAUUCAACAACGCGGAACUGUUACAAAUUGUUGGGUCGUUUGCUCGGAGAAAUAUAACAAAGGCCCAAGUGUUUGAUGUUGUCAAGGACGAGGUUUUCAACCGUGGUGUCGGCAAGUUUCAGUUUCAUGAGCUUGUUCUUAUUCUCCAUUCGUUUGUGUCAGCUCGAAGACAUGACAACAAGUUAGUUAACGAAAUUGAAUGUGAGUUGCAGUCAAGAGAUGCGAAACAAUUUUGCAAUGGUCAUUUAAGCCAAGUUGCUUGGUCUCUUGGAAGAGCAAGAAAGUCGGACAGUAAAAUGUUAAAUGUGAUUGAAGCAGAGGUUUUUAAACGUGGUUUGCACCAGUUUUCAAGGGUUCAAAAGUUCAUGCUUCUGCGAGGAUACAUUGAAGCCAAAAGGGGUAGUAGAAAAUUCUACGAAAGUUUGCAGUCUUCUUUGUUAACAAACGAUUUUUCGGAUUUAACAGCAAGGGACAUUUAUGACUUUGCUUGGUGUUUUUCUGAGGCUGGGGUUAAUACCGGGCCACUAUUUGACGCAUUAGAAAAGGAGAUUUUAAACAAAGGAAAUGACAUUUUCAGUAAUAUGCAGCUUUCUUCUAUAAAGAAGAGUUUUCAGAAAGUUGGAAAGGGAACCAAGGAACUUUUUAAAUUGUAAGUAUAGUGGACUGUAAUUAUUUUUAUUUCAAAGGGGCUGUGUCACGGCUGAGUUUAGUCAAUUACUCUCUGUGUAACUUAGUGUUAGCGAAUGCAUAAAUUACUUCUAUGGAUAUAAAUGACAAAAUCAUAUGUUCAUUGCAGCCAAAUAUGUCCGCCGAGAUUUAUAAUCAAAUUUCACAAGCAACAAAAUUAACUAUGAAAACUGUUCUCACUAUAAUGGCGGAGCGGGCAAGAUGAAAAAAAUCCUGUGCUGUGAUUGGCUACCCAAGCAGGCAAGAUGACGCUAUCUUGCC
Messenger RNA from Orbicella faveolata, 2378 nucleotides. RefSeq lists its product as uncharacterized. Gene Ontology annotation, biological process: mitochondrial RNA processing; regulation of mitochondrial mRNA stability. Gene Ontology annotation, molecular function: RNA binding. NCBI's taxonomy places the organism in Eukaryota, Metazoa, Cnidaria, Anthozoa, Scleractinia, Merulinidae. Gene Ontology annotation, cellular component: mitochondrial matrix; ribonucleoprotein granule. The record is from RefSeq and is a predicted model, not a curated record.